Polychytrium aggregatum is the source of this 1134-nucleotide messenger RNA. RefSeq lists its product as uncharacterized. The coding region runs from base 143 to 793 and encodes 216 amino acids. The record is from RefSeq and is a predicted model, not a curated record. The transcript is spliced from 2 exons. NCBI's taxonomy places the organism in Eukaryota, Fungi, Chytridiomycota, Chytridiomycetes, Polychytriales.
UUGUUGCCGUGUUUGUGUCCCAGCGCCUUGUCUGCCGCCCACCGCCUGCUUCGCCCCCCCCCAUUUCUUCCCCUCGCUCGUCUUUCUCGCAAUCUUCUUCGUUCGUCUCCAUCUCCAUUCUGCUCAAGCACAGUCGCUCGCCAUGACAAUCUACUAUUACGACACCGGCUACUAUUACUACGUCUCCAUUCCGGUGGUGGUCAUCGUCGUCAUCACGAUCAUUAUCUGCAGACGCCGUUCUAUGCAAAAUGCAGCAGCCGCCGCUGCUUCGGCCUCUGCGGCAGCGUCGCAGAACCAGUCUACGAAUGUGACUGUGGUCGUCCCUCCAACCCCUCAGGCGCAACUCUAUCAGCCUCCUCCUGGCAGUUACUAUCCGCCGACCUUGCCUGAUGGCAAGACCGCCCCCGUCUACGGCGCUCCUCCUGGCACUCCCGUUGCCCAGCCCGUUGCCUACCAGCCUGCCAACAGUGUCCCCUACCAGCCUGCCAACAGCGUCCCCUAUCAGCCCGUCAGCAGUGUCCCUUACCAGCCUACUGCUUACCAACCUGCUUCUCAGCCGGCUCCUUACCAGCAGUCCUACACUGCCUCGACCGGCUCAUAUCAAGAUGCCCCCUAUGGCGCCCCCAACCAGCCCCAGUACCAGGCUCCCUCCGGCCACCCGGCCUUCGCCUCGGCCUUUGCUUCUGCCGGCAACGUUUCUGCUACCGCCGAUGUUCCUCCUGCGUACAACCCGACCUUCCCGCUCACCACGGGCAACAACGCCCCUUACGACCAGAAGAAGGGCGGCCAGUAAUAUGGCCGCCAUGGCGACGACUGCCUCAUGUCGGGCCGCCUCAAGUUUGCUGCGAGGCUGCGUCCGUUAUCCCGCUGCAUCCCCGUUCUCCUGCUCUCCUAUUUUCCUGCGCUCCUGUUCUCCUGUGCCUGAUGCUCACAGUCUUGCCGAGCUCGUCCACCAGCAGCCUUCCUAUGUGCCUUUCCUUUAUUCUCUCUCAUUGAUUUAGCUUCUUUCGAGUUUGGUCGCUUGAUUUGUAUGAAUGGCUGCUUACAGUUUCCCAGAUUCCAGUACAAAGGACGCCUGUAUUUCCUAACCAUGCAGAGCUUUCAAGAUCUUAAAUAUACAAUUCACAGCACCGA